ACUCUCAUUCCAAAAUUUCAAGGUAAUCCAAAUAAUGUGGCUAUAAACUCUAGCCCCUUUACCAAAAUAAACAACGGUCACUAUUACUUUGGCCAGGAUAGGGUAAACUGGUAUGUUGCCUAUGAGAACUGCCGCAAGUUGGGAACCGAAUUGGUGGCCUUCGAGACUGACCAAGAAUUCGAUGCCGUGGCGGGUCAUUUGAAGAGCAAGGGCGAACGAUCGGAACAUUGGACAUCCGGCAAUGACUUGGGCAAAACUGGUACCCACAAUUGGUUUACCAAUGCCCAGCCCAUGAAUACAAAUCGUUGGGCCCCUGGGCAACCCGACAAUGCUGGAGGAAAAGAGCAUUGCAUUCACCUGGGGUACGUAUAUAAGGACUCAACGGAUAUUCAACUGAACGAUCGUCCCUGCAAUAAUGAUAACAACAGCUUGUUCAAGUACGUUUGUGAAGCUCCUGAGCAAGAAACUAUUUCUAUUGUUGUUUGGAAGUGAAGUAUCCAAGUAAUCAAGUUCCAAUUUCUAAAUGCAUAAACAGAUAAAAUGUAUAAAUUUAUAAUAAAUGUAAAGAAAAAACAUUAAAA
Molecule: messenger RNA, 581 nt
Organism: Drosophila eugracilis
Lineage: Eukaryota; Metazoa; Arthropoda; Insecta; Diptera; Drosophilidae
Product: C-type lectin 37Da-like
Exons: 1
Biological process (GO): biological process involved in interspecies interaction between organisms
Cellular component (GO): external side of plasma membrane
Molecular function (GO): carbohydrate binding
Source: RefSeq, a predicted model, not a curated record